Molecule: messenger RNA, 4407 nt
Organism: Triticum urartu
Lineage: Eukaryota; Viridiplantae; Streptophyta; Magnoliopsida; Poales; Poaceae
Product: indole-3-acetaldehyde oxidase
Molecular function (GO): oxidoreductase activity; FAD binding; 2 iron, 2 sulfur cluster binding
Source: RefSeq, a predicted model, not a curated record
CUUGACCAUAUUAGUACAUAGAAGAAAGGACAGUUGCUCACCACGUGCGAUCCAAACAACUAGAAAAAAAAAAAUCAAAAGGAAAGCACGUUCUUGGGUUGGGUUGAGAUGGAGAUGGGGAAGGAGACGGCGAGGGUGGUGGUGCUGGCCCUGAACGGCGUGCGGCGCGAGGCGGCGGGGGCGGACGUCCACCCGUCCAUGACGCUGCUGGAGUUCCUCCGCACCAAGACGCCCGUCCGGGGGCCAAAGAUCAGCUGCGGCGAAGGUGGAUGCGGCGCAUGCGUGGUGCUCAUCUCCAAGUACGACCCGGCCACCGACGAGGUGACCGAGUUCUCGGCCAACUCCUGCCUGACGCUCCUCGGCACACUGAGCCACUGCUCGGUGACCACCAGCGAGGGCAUCGGCAACACCCGUGAUGGCUACCACCCCGUCCAGCAGCGCCUCUCCGGCUUCCACGCCUCCCAGUGCGGCUUCUGCACCCCCGGCAUGUGCAUGUCCAUCUUCUCCGCGCUCGUCAAGGCAGACAAGCCCGGCCAUGCCGCCCCGGCGCCGCCGGCUGGGUUCUCCAGGCUCACCUGCUCGGAGGCCGAGCACGCCGUCUCGGGCAACCUCUGCCGCUGCACCGGCUACCGGCCCAUCGUCGACGCCUGCAAGAGCUUCGCCGCGGACGUCGACCUCGAGGAUCUCGGCCUCAACUCCUUCUGGAAGAAAGCCGCCGACGACCGUGCCGACGUUGGCAAGCUGCCGCAGUACUCCGCCGGCUCUGUCUGCACAUUCCCCGAGUUCCUCAAGGCCGAGAUCAAGUCCAACAUUGGCAAGCUGCCAGAGCACUCCGCCGGCUCCGUCAGCGACGAUGGCUGGUACCACCCCAGGAGCAUCCAGGAGCUCGACAACCUCUUUGACGCCAACUGGUUCGAUGAAACUGCAGUCAAGAUCGUGGCGUCCAACACCGGCGCCGGAGUGUACAAGGAGCAAGACCUCUACGAAAAGUACGUCGACAUCAAAGGGAUUCCGGAGUUGCUGGUCAUCGACAGGAGCAGCAAGGGGGUGGAGAUCGGGGCAGCCGUGUCCAUCUCCAAAGCAAUCGAGGUCUUCUCGGACGGCACUACUCCGGUAUUCAGGAAGAUCGCCGGCCACCUCGGCAAGGUGGCCUCGCCGUUCGUCCGGAACACGGCGACAAUCGGUGGCAACCUUAUCAUGGCGCAGCGGCUUCGGUUCCCGUCGGACAUCGCCACCCUUCUCCUCGCCGCCGCCGCCACGGUCACCAUCCACACGGCGUCCAAGACGGUCUGCCUAUCGCUGGAGGAGUUCCUGGAGCAGCCUCCCUUUGAUGCCAAGACCAUUCUGCUCAGCAUAUUUGUCCCUGAUUGGGGUUCAGAUAGUGUCAUCUUCGAGACCUCCAGAGCAGCCCCGAGGCCGUUCGGCAAUGCCGUGUCCUAUGUCAACUCUGCAUUCCUGGCAAGGACUUCAGGUGAUGCAGCAUCGGGAGACCUCAUCAUCCAGGAAAUCUGCCUCGCGUUUGGCGCUUACGGCGGCGUCGCCAUCCGGGCUCGGAACGUUGAGGAGUUCCUCAAGGGGAAAUCAGUGAGUGCACCUGUGGUACUUGAAGCAGUUCAGUUGCUGAAAGAAGUUAUCAGACCGUCACAAGACACCACGCACCCUGAGUACAGAGUCAGCUUGGCUGUGGCUUUCUUGUUCAGUCUCCUGUCUUCACUUGGCAAGGACCUCAUUGAACCGAGAAAGGCUAUUACGAAUGGUUCCACCGAGUCCUCGCCGGAGGUUGCCACUGAUAAUUUACCUAUUCGGUCAAGGCAAGAGCUGAUUUUCAGCGAGAAAUACAAACCAAUCGGGAAGCCAAUCACGAAAGCUGGGUCAGAGUUACAAGCUUCAGGUGAGGCUGUCUAUGUUGAUGACAUCCCUGCUCCCAAGGAUUGCCUAUAUGGAGCAUUUAUCUACGGCACACACCCUCAUGCUCAUAUAAAAGGUUUCAACUUCAAACCAUCUUUGGCUGCACAAAAGGUCAUCACGGUUAUCUCCGCAAAGGACAUUCCUGUCGGCGGAAAGAAUAUCGGAACCAGCUACCCGAUGCUCGGAGACGAAGCGCUUUUUGGAGAUCCGGUUUCUGAAUUUGCUGGUCAAACAGUUGGCAUUGUGAUUGCUGAAACGCAGAAGUACGCCUAUAUGGCGGCGAAGCAAGCUGUGAUCGAGUACAGCACCGAGAAUCUUGAGCCGCCGAUUCUGACAAUAGAGGAUGCCAUUAAACAUAACAGCUACUUCCAUACUCCCCCAUAUUUGGCUCCUCAGCCAGUUGGGGACUUUGACAAAGGGAUGUCUGAAGCUGAUCACAAGAUCUUAUCAGGAGAGGUGAAACUUGAAUCCCAGUACUACUUCUACAUGGAGACCAACACCGCCCUGGCCAUCCCGGACGAAGAUAACUGUAUCACGGUCUACUCGUCAACGCAGACUCCGGAAAUCACACAGAAUGUCAUCGCGGACCUCCUCGGCGUUCCGUACCACAAUGUUCGUGUCAUCACAAGAAGAGUUGGUGGCGGCUUUGGUGGGAAGGCACAAAAAGGAUGCCCUGUGGCAUGUGCCUGUGCACUUGCAGCGUUCAAGCUGCGGCGCCCUGUCCGGAUGUACCUUGACCUGAAGACGGACAUGAUCAUGGCGGGAGGGCGGCACCCGAUGAAGGUGAAGUACUCCGUCGGCUUCAAGUCGGACGGCACGCUCACGGCGCUGCACGUUGACCUAGGGAUCAACGCCGGUAUAUCCCCCGACGUGAGCCCGAUGCUCCCGGGGUUCAUCUUCAGCUCCCUGAAGAAGUACAACUGGGGCGCCCUGGCCUUCGAUGUGAAGUUGUGCAAGACCAACGUGUCGUCCAGGUCGGCGAUGCGAGGGCCCGGCGAAGUACAGGGCUCCUUCAUAGCGGAGGCCAUCAUCGAGCAUGUCGCGUCCGUGCUCGCCGCCGACACCAAUGCUGUCCGGAGGAAGAACCUCCACAGCUUCGACAGUCUCACGGCGUUCUACGGGAAGGCCGCGGGGGAUGCCGCCACGUACAGCCUCGUCGACUUGUUUGACAAGCUUACCACGUCGCCGGAGUACCGGAGCAGGGCAGCGGAGGUGGAGCGGUUCAACGGCGGGAGCAAGUGGAAGAAGCGCGGCAUCUCGUGCGUGCCAAUCACGUUCCAGGUGACGCUCCGGCCGUCGCCCGGGAAGGUGUCGAUCCUGAACGACGGUUCCAUCGUCGUGGAGGUCGGCGGCGUGGAGAUCGGGCAGGGGCUGUACACCAAGGUGAAGCAGAUGACGGCAUUCGGGCUGGCGGAGCUGGACGCCGACGGGGUCCUCCUGGACAAGGUGCGCGUGAUCCAGGCCGACUCGCUGAGCAUGGUCCAGGGCGGCUUCACCGGCGGGAGCACCACCUCCGAGGUGAGCUGCCAGGCGGUCCUGGAGUCAUGCGCCGCACUUGUCGAGCGGCUCAAGCCCAUCAAGGAGAGCAUCGAGGCCAACUCCGGCGCGCCGGCGCCAUGGAGCGCCCUGAUCGCCCAGGCGACGAUGGAGAGCGUGAACCUGUCGGCGCACGCCUACUGGACGCCCGACCCGGCCUUCGUAAAAUACCUCAACUACGGUGCCGGAGUGAGCGAGGUGGAGAUCGACGUGCUGACCGGAGCGACGACGAUCCUGAGGAGCGACCUGUUGUACGAUUGCGGGCACAGCCUGAACCCGGCGGUGGACCUCGGCCAGGUGGAGGGCGCGUUCGUGCAAGGCGUGGGGUUUUUCACCAGCGAGGAGUACGCGAGCAACUCCGACGGGCUGGUGAUCAACGACGGCACGUGGACGUACAAGAUCCCGACGGUGGACACCAUCCCGAGGCAGCUCAACGUGGAGUUCAUCAACAGCGCGCGCGAGAAGAGGCGGGUGCUGUCCUCCAAGGCCUCUGGCGAGCCGCCGCUGCUGAUGGCGGCGUCGGUGCACUGCGCGAUGCGGGAGGCCAUCAGGGCGGCCAGGAGGGAGUUCUCGGCCGAGUCGCCGCUGACGUUCCAGAUGGACGUGCCGGCCACCAUGGCCGACGUCAAGGAGCUCUGCGGCCUCGACGUUGUCGAGAGACACCUCCACACCCUACUGUCCAAGGCCUCGUGAUGAUGUUCUGUGUACAGUAUAAAUGAAAGAGCCACAUAAUAAAGUUAUCGACGUGGUUGGUUCAAUCGGAGGCGUUCUGAAGGAUGGAUGUUCCUGCAUGCUGGUCGUUACAAGUAGAUAUGAAAUGUUGUAAAGCCAGUCAAGGUGUUUUUUCAAGACAAAUGAUGAUGAUGUAAUAAGAAGAACAAACAAUCGACUUGGUUGUAUGUAUUCACAAAUCAGAGAUUCAUUUUUGUUUCCAGAAUAAAUGGGGAUGAUAAAUAGCACCAA